UCAGAGCCCGACGACUCAGCGGCGAACAAGCAGCAGAUUAAAAAGAAAGUCAUUGCUAAUGGAGUCAGCGGGAAAGUUAAAUGGUUUAACGUAAAAAAUGGCUAUGGAUUUAUCAGUUGUAUCGAUACCAGCGAGGAUAUAUUCGUACAUCAGACUGCCAUUACGAAGAAUAACCUGAAUAAGUACCUGCGAAGCCUAGAGGAUAAUGAGGAAGUGGAAUUUGAUGUGGUGGAGGGCCAAAAGGAGCCGGAAGCAGUUAAUUUUACGGGGCCUGGAGGUGCGCCUGUUAAGGGUAGUCGAUAUGCAGCGAAUCGAAAUCAACGUCGUCGUCCGUUCAGGGGGCAGUAUUUCCGCCGUCGCCCAUACCCUGGAAGAGAGAUGGACCCGGCCACGUUGGUCGUUAUAACGGCGAAAAUGAAGAAGUGGCGAUGA
This is a messenger RNA of Soboliphyme baturini, 432 nucleotides long. NCBI's taxonomy places the organism in Eukaryota, Metazoa, Nematoda, Enoplea, Dioctophymatida, Soboliphymatidae. The record is from the annotation of a GenBank genome assembly.